Naegleria lovaniensis is the source of this 1032-nucleotide messenger RNA. RefSeq lists its product as uncharacterized. The record is from RefSeq and is a predicted model, not a curated record. Lineage: Eukaryota; Heterolobosea; Eutetramitea; Acrasida; Naegleriidae. The coding region runs from base 1 to 1032 and encodes 343 amino acids. Gene Ontology annotation, biological process: adenylate cyclase-modulating G protein-coupled receptor signaling pathway. Gene Ontology annotation, molecular function: G-protein beta/gamma-subunit complex binding; G protein-coupled receptor binding; GTPase activity. The transcript is spliced from 2 exons. Gene Ontology annotation, cellular component: heterotrimeric G-protein complex.
AUGGGCUGUUUUGAUUGUGGAGGAGAACCCGAAACGAAAAAGCAUAUCAAAUUGGUGCUACUAGGAACGGCUCAGAGCGGAAAGAGUACCUUCUUCAAACAAUUGAGGGUGAUUAAUAACAAGCCCUUUUCGGAGAAGGAACGAAUUUCCAUGACGAGUGUAGUACGGGAAAAUCUAUUGGAGGCCUGUUACUCCAUUUUGAAGGCUUUACACACGUUGAAUAUUCCACUGGCUAGUCAAGAGAAUGAAGAAAUUGCCAGUCAAAUCAUGACUCUCCACAAAGAUUCCUCGCAAAAUCUUUCUGAAAUUCUCACAACAGAAACUGCGCAAUAUGGAAACAUGGGAGCCAAGAUUUCAAAGAUUUGGAAAGAUCCCGGUAUGCGGCAAGCUCUGUUAAAACGAUAUGAAUUCUCAAUUAAUGAUUCAGCGGAUUACUUUCUUGAUCAUUGUGAGAGAAUAUGUAAACCAGAUUUUAUUGCAACUCAAGAGGACAUUAUCAAAGCAAGAACAAAAACAGUGGGUAUUACAGAAGUUGAGUUUGAAUCUGAGGGCUGUAUGUGGAAGUUCACUGAUGUCGGAGGUCAGAGAGCAGAACGAAGAAAAUGGGUUCAUGCCUUCGUUGACACCACGGCUGUAAUUUUCAUAACAUCCCUGAACGAUUUUGACAUGAUGUUGGAGGAGGACAAGAACACUAACCGAAUGCAUGAAAGUAUGCUGUUGUUUAGAGAGGUCUGUGACUUGGAAUGUUUCAAGGAAAUACCUAUUAUAAUAUUAUUCAACAAGGAUGACUUGUUCAGAGAGAAGAUUCAACAAAGUGAUUUGAGAGUUGCAUUUAGUGAUUAUUCAGGUGGUCAUCAGUAUGAAACUGCAAGGGAUUUCAUUGUUAACAAAUUCAAGUCGCUCAACACGAGAAAUAAUCUCAUGUAUUGUCAUGUCACCACAGCAACGAAUACUAACAACAUCAGCAUGGUAUUUAAUGAUGUAAAGAACAUUCUUCUUCAACGUGACUUGCAAGAUUUGAAUAUUAUUUGA